Coccomyxa subellipsoidea C-169 is the source of this 534-nucleotide messenger RNA. RefSeq lists its product as hypothetical. The transcript has 4 exons. NCBI's taxonomy places the organism in Eukaryota, Viridiplantae, Chlorophyta, Trebouxiophyceae, Coccomyxaceae. The record is from RefSeq and is a predicted model, not a curated record. The coding region runs from base 1 to 534 and encodes 177 amino acids.
AUGAGCAGGAUGGAUGUGAUGCGGGCGGCGAUUCUGGGAGCUGCAGGAACGCCCUACCACGACCAGCUCUUCUUCUUCGACAUCCAGCUCAGCCCGGACCACCCAGCCAGCGUCCCCAAAGUGCUCUUCCAUGCGCAUGGCAACCGGAUCAAUCCAAAUCUCUACGCGGAUGGCAAGGCAUGUCCCCAGCCCCACAGCCUGCAUUUCUUAUUGCCUCUUGUGUGCCUGAGCCUGCUGAACACCUGGAAUGGCCGCCGCACAGAACAGUGGGACCCCACCAGCUCCACCAUUCUCCAGGUGCUGGUAUCGAUCCAGGGGCUGAUCCUGGUGGCGGAGCCCUACUACAACGAGGCGGGCUACGAAAAGCAGCAGGUGGGAACGCCGGAGGGUGCGCGCAAUUCGGUGGGUUACAAUGAGUCGGCCUUCCUGGCAACCAUUCGGACCACACUCUCCCUCAUGCGCUCGCCGCCCGCUCCCUUCCUGCCCCUCAUGCUGGUAAAGCCUCCCCCUCACCCCUGCAGGGUUUCUGUGUAA